Molecule: messenger RNA, 1283 nt
Organism: Lingula anatina
Lineage: Eukaryota; Metazoa; Brachiopoda; Lingulata; Lingulida; Lingulidae
Product: CCR4-NOT transcription complex subunit 2
Biological process (GO): regulation of DNA-templated transcription
Cellular component (GO): CCR4-NOT core complex
Source: RefSeq, a predicted model, not a curated record
AUGAGAAUAUCUACCGUGAGCAGUAAGAAUUAUGGUGGUGUUCGUUGGUUACAGCAGCCUGCCACACUGGGAGGUGCUUUCGACCAGGGUCCAAAAGAAGGAAUUCGGUUUCCUGGAGACAAGAAUUCCAGUAGUGGACAACCAAAGAAGGGCAUUCAGACACACCAGGAUGGCACUGUGUCCAAUAUCCCUGGUGGUAUGGUGACAGACCAGUUUGGUAUGGUGGGCCUCCUCACUUUCAUCAGAGCAGCAGAGACUGACCCGAACUUAGUAGCACUGGCCCCAGGCAUUGAUCUAACAACACUGGGACUAAACCUCAACUCUCCCGAAAACCUGUACAGUACCUUCCAGUCCCCCUGGGCUGAUGCUCCCUGUAGACCACAAGACAUAGAUUUUCACGUACCCUCAGAGUAUCUUACAAAUAUAUUUAUAAGAGACAAGCUUGCUCCUAUAAAACUUAACCGUUAUGGGGAAGACUUGCUAUUUUUCCUGUUCUACAUGAAUGGUGGGGACAUGCUUCAGUUGGCAGCAGCAGCAGAGUUAUACAACCGAGACUGGAGGUAUCACAAAGAAGAAAGGGUCUGGAUAACCAGGGCCCCAGGGAUGGAACCUGCUAUCAAGACUAAUACUUACGAACGAGGAACAUACUAUUUUUUUGAUGCACAGAACUGGCGAAAAGUGGCAAAAGAAUUCCACUUAGAAUAUGACAAACUAGAAGAGAGACCUCAUCUGCCACCUACUCUCCAUCAUAAUCCUAGUCCUGCUGCCAUGGUGGCACACUAGCAGAGGCUAGACAUUAACUAAGUGAACAGAUGGCAAUAUAUGAUGGCAACAGAACCUGAAAAUGUGUUCAGUGUUUUUCAGUUACAUGUUUCUGUGACAUAGAUCAAAUGUGCCAUGCUUCAGCAACAGUGCUUGGCACGGAGCAGAACAGGAAGGGAGAUUUGCUGUUGGUUUUCAAAGUUAUUGUGGACCAUGGGUGCAUAUGGAGGGAGACAUUUUUUGUCAGUGAACUAGUUUUGAAGAUCCCAUUAAACAGUACAUUGAAUACAAGUGCAUUACUGGUAUAAAUCCCUCGACAUGACAUAAUGACUGUUGUUUUUGGUAUGCCAGUGUUGCAAUGAACGCUCUCUGACGCAACUGAAUAAUCAUAUGAAUGUAAUCUAAACAGACUGUGAGUUUGAUUUUGAAGCUAGCUGGACAAUGUUUAUGGUAAUUAAUUCUAGACAGCCACUUUUUGUAAACACCUUAUCAAUAAAGGUUUUAAGACAACUUUUUAUGGA